UGCUGACGGUGAUAGUAGUGUCUAUAAAACGUUGCUUGAUCGGAGGCCCUAUAAGAAUACUACUAUAGACUACUUAAAAUUGAGUGUAGAAACCAUCUUUUACGAAACUACUGCAAUAAAAUCAGAGAGAUUGCUCUGACAAGCGAUAAAGGACAUAGCCCUAUUACGUUACGCAAGAAGAUAGGUGACAGGCUACUAAGACUAAGAUACGGAGUUACAAGAGCAGUGAUAUACCAUCAGAAAAAUCCUAACAAAAUUGAAAGGAUCGAAAUGUUGAAAGAGGACAUUUUGAAUGGACCGAAUCACGUUUUUGGGGACCAUGGAAACUGCAAAAAUUAUUUUUGCAGUGGUACAGACCUACGCAACUUACCAAAUUUAGUGCCUAGUCUAGAAGCAGUUGGGCUUUUUCAGCGAGUCAAAAAUGCUGCUCGUUUUUUGAGUCUACAUGCCUCUAGUUUACUCGAAGAUGUCGACAGCAACUACGUGGAGCACUACAACCACGCAGUUGCUAAAUUUGUCGGUGGAAAGAGAAUAAAUUUCACAUCUCGCGGAAGCUACCAGGCAAGGUGUGAGGGAGCUGUUGUUCAGCACAAUACGGGAAUGGCCCUGUAUAACUUGCAUAAAACUAUGUGCAAUUCUUCAAGUCCUGGAAGAUUCUAUAAGUCAGUCCAGGUUAAACGUAGAAAAAAGAUAGAACAGGACAGAAGAAGGAGAAAUAUAUCAUCAAGAAAAUCACUUUUCUCUACAGCCAUCCAAAAAACAACAGUUGACCAUGAUUACGGACCGAAUGCUCAACGCCCUGACAUCAGUGAAAAAGAACUUGUCAUUGAGAAAAAUAGGUUUUUAGCCUCACUGGUGUUAUCAGAAGAGAGCCGUCACCAGUUGGAAAGGACGACUGUCCUGCAGCAUCACUCCGCUGAAUGGCUUGAAGAGAGACGGAAAAGGAUUACUGCAUCAAAUUUUGGACGAAUAAGCAAGAGAAGGCCAAAUACCGGAUGUGAAAAUGUAGUUCGCGAACUAUUGUAUGGGGGCGGUAAAAAUUGUUCAGCAAUGGAGUAUGGGAGGAUGAACGAGGAGGCUGCUCUGAAAAAAGUUAGUGAGAUAGCUGGACAAAAAAUUUUGAAAUGUGGGCUAUUCAUUGAUGCCGAUUUUCCAUUUCUGGCAGCAUCGCCGGAUGGAUUAUUAGAAGAUGGGCAUGGUAUUGUGGAGGUAAAAUGCCCUCAGACAAUAAAGGACCUACUCCCAAGGGAAGCAGCAAAGUUGAAAAUAUUGAAAUUUUGCAAAAUUGAAGAUACAAAUAUCGAAUUGAACACAAACCAUAACUACUACUAUCAAAUACAGGGACAACUCCACAUUACGAAACGUCAGUACUGCUUAUUUUGUAUAUGGUCGCCAAGGGGACAGAAGUUGUUACUGUAUACAAAGAUGAGCAGUUCUGGAGUUCGAAGAUUCUUGAACAAGUGAAAAAAUUUUAUAUGGACUGUGUAUUGCCGGAACUUGUUGAUCCUCGACACACGCGUUCAAUGCCAAUUCGAAAUCCAGAUUGGAUUAUUGAGGCGCAAGAAGCACGUAAGAAGAAAUAAUGAUGACACAAACAUAACUGGAAAAUAAAAACAAAUAUUGUCACAUACCACUUAUUUAUUAUUAAAACUUACAUUAAAGUAUUAUUAAAGUAAUACUUUAUUAAAGUAAACUUACAUUAAAGUAAUGUACCUAGGUUUCAUAAUGGCCUAGGCUUACAUUACUUUAAUGUAAGUUUUAAUAAUAAAUAAGUGAAGGAGGAAUGAGAAAAAGAUUAAAAAGAAGGAGGAG
Nilaparvata lugens (brown planthopper) is the source of this 1812-nucleotide messenger RNA. RefSeq lists its product as uncharacterized. Bases 271 to 1464 code for a protein of 397 amino acids. The transcript has 2 exons. NCBI's taxonomy places the organism in Eukaryota, Metazoa, Arthropoda, Insecta, Hemiptera, Delphacidae. The record is from RefSeq and is a predicted model, not a curated record.